Messenger RNA from Numida meleagris (helmeted guineafowl), 2029 nucleotides. RefSeq names its product reticulon 4 receptor like 1 (gene RTN4RL1). The coding region runs from base 94 to 1428 and encodes 444 amino acids. The transcript is spliced from 2 exons. Gene Ontology annotation, molecular function: protein binding. The record is from RefSeq and is a predicted model, not a curated record. Gene Ontology annotation, cellular component: plasma membrane. NCBI's taxonomy places the organism in Eukaryota, Metazoa, Chordata, Aves, Galliformes, Numididae.
ACCACCGUUCCCCGCCGCCGCCGCUCUGAGCGCCGCCGCCGCUCUCCGCCGUUACCGCCGCGCCGGGAGACCGCGCCCCGCACCGGCACCACGAUGCUCCGCCAAGGGGCCCUCGCGGAGCUGCUGCUGGUGCUGCUGGGGCUGAAGGUGCCCGGGGCUGCCGGCUGCCCCACCGACUGCGUCUGCUACCCUUCACCCAUGACCGUCAGCUGCCAGGCCCACAACUUUGUCACCAUUCCCGAGGGCAUCCCCGAAGACAGCGAGCGGAUCUUCCUGCAGAACAACCAGAUCACCCUGCUGCUGCGGGGCCACUUCAGCCCCUCCAUGGUCACCCUCUGGAUCUACUCCAACAACAUCACCUUCAUCGACCCCAACACCUUCGAGGGGUUCGUCAACCUAGAAGAGCUGGACCUGGGGGACAACCGCUACCUGAGGGCUUUGGCGGCCAACACUUUCCAAGGGCUGGUGAAACUCCACGCCUUGUACCUGUACAAGUGCGGGCUGAGCUCCCUUCCCAGCGGGAUUUUUGGUGGCCUCCACAACCUACAAUACCUUUACCUGCAAGACAACCACAUCGAGUUCCUCCAGGACGAUAUUUUUGUCGACUUGGUGAACCUCAGCCAUCUUUUUCUCCAUGGAAACAAGCUGUGGAGCCUCCACCAGAACACAUUCCGGGGGUUAAUAAACCUGGACAGGCUCCUCAUCCAUCAGAAUCAGCUGCAGUGGAUUCACAGGCGGGCGUUCCACGACCUCCGGCGACUGACCACCCUGUUCCUGUUCAACAACAGCCUCUCGGAGCUGCAGGGGGACUGCCUGGCCCACCUGGGGGCCCUGGAGUUCCUCAGGCUGAACGGGAACCCCUGGAGCUGCGACUGCAAGGCCCGCUCGCUCUGGGAAUGGCUGCACCGCUUCCGGGGCUCCAGCUCCAAUGUCAUCUGCGAAUCCCCCGAGCGGAUGCACGGCAAGGACCUCAAAGUGCUGAGGGCGGAAGAUUUUAGGAACUGUUCGGGCUCGGAGUCGCUCCACCAGAUCAAAACUUUCUCAGCGGCGGACAGAGGAGCCUCCAAAGCCCACCAUCCCCACCACUCCUCCAAGGAGAAGGGCGUUGAGAAGGGCUUGCACAGCAGCCAUCCCGCGGUCCGGCCGGGACCUCGCCGCCCCGCCAAGAACUGCACCAGCCACAAAAACCGCAACCGAACCCUUAAGCCACGCAAAAGCGGGCACGAGGUUCCCGACUACGUGCCUGACUAUCAGCACAAAUUCAGCUUCGGCCUCAUGCCCACCGGGCCCCCGAAACGCAAAGGGAAGUGCACCCGGCGGACACCCAUCCGUGCACCCAGCGGGGUGCAGCAGGCGGCGGGCGGCUGUGCAGGACUCAGGGCCUCGCGCCUGGUCUUUGUGCUGGUCUUGGCGGCCAUCAUGCGCUGAGCUAGGCCGCGGCGGAGCGGAUCUGCACUGCCACCCGUCUACGAAGGACCAGAGUUUCUUUUCUUCUUCUUUUUUUGUACGUGGAGAAGUCUGCGGGCGCGGACUGCGGCGGGCGGGCGGAUGGAAAGGUGUUAGCACACAUUGUGGCCAACAGCCGAGCCCUGCACCAUGAGACAAAGCCAACAUUACCCAACCGGAUCGUGGGGACCGCCGGCGACGACGGCCGGACAAAAUGGAAAAUUGCCAAUUCCCGUUGAGCGAUCCCAUCGAGCGACCCUGCCGAUGACCGAAAGGAACAUAAUUGCUGUAAAAACGAUCACCAAUUAAGCCUACACUGUUUCUCUGCAAGUGAGUGCGAGGACACUUCUACUCAUUGUAACAAGGACAUUGGUUCUCCCACGUUUUAGCCCUUUUGGCUCCAACCCCACAGGCCAACGUUGGCUGGAAAUCUCUUAGAAGACAAUCUCAAAACCCUGAAUAUCUCAGGCACUACAGCAGAACAAGGCUUGCCUGCUGGGCUUGGAGUAGCCAACUACCAAAGGAAAGACUGGUUAGAGGUGGAAUAAUUAAAAAAAAAAAAAAAAAAAAAAACACAAAAAAA